CCUAGCUGCCCCCGCAGCCGGCUCUGCAGUGGUACGCUCCGGUUGUCCGUUGGGGAUUCGGGUUCCAGAUGGAAUGCUGCGUCUUCGCCGCCGCUUGUUGUGGCCGGGGUUACUGCAGCGACCGCCACAGCAGCUCUGGUGCUAUGGAGGAGCCUAAGGCCAACCCUCAGCCCUACUUGGGGCUAGUCUUGGAGUUGCUGCGCAGGGUUGUGGCAGCACUGCCUGAAGGUAUGAAACCAGAUUCUCAUCCUUAUGAUUUUCCGUGGGAAUUGGUGAUACCGGCAGCUGUUGUGGGAUUUUUUGCUGUUCUCUUCUUGUGGAGAAGUUUUAGAUCAGUUACGAGUCGGCUUUACGUGAGAAGAGAGAAAAAGCUUGCUGUGGCACUUUCUGGACUAAUUGAAGAAAAAUGUAAACUACUUGAAAAAUGCAGCCUUGUUCAAAAAGAGUAUGAAGCCUAUGAAGCAGAGUCGUCUUUACAGGAUGCCAGCUUUGAGAAGGCGACAACAGAAGCACAAAGUUUGGAGGCAACCUGUGAAAAGCUGAACAGGUUCAAUUCUGAACUUCAGCAUGAUAUACUCUGUCUAGAAAAAGAGUUAAAAGAAGAGAAAUCUAAACAUUCUGAACAAAAUGAAUUGAUGGCAGAUAUUUCCAAAAGGAUACGGUCGCUAGAAGAUGAGUCAAAAUCCCUCAAAUCACAAGUAGCUGAAGCCAAAAUGACUUUUAAGAGAUUUCAAAUGAAUGAAGGACGACUGCAGAUAGAAAUACAAGAUGCUUUGAAUGAAAAUUAUCAACUUCAGGAAAACCAGAAACAGCUUUUGCAAGAAGCUGAAGUAUGGAAAGAACAAGGGCGUGAACUUAUUAAACAGAAAAGAACAUUUGAAGACUCCAAAGUACACGCAGAACAAGUUUUAAAUGAUAAAGAAAAUCACAUCAGGACUCUGACUGAACGCUUGCUAAAGAUGAAAGAUCAGACUGCUACGCUUCGAGAAGACAUAACGGUUGAUGAUAACUUGGAAUUAGAAAUGAACAAUGAAUCGGAAGAUGGUGCUUACUUAGAUAAUCCUCCAAGAGGAGCUUUGAAGAAACUGAUUCAUGCUGCUACGUUAUGUGCUUCUUUAAAAACCUUAGAAGGAGAAAGAAACCAAAUUUAUAUUCAAUUAUCUGAAGUUGAUAAAACAAAGGAAGAGCUUACAGAGCAUAUUAAAAAUCUUCAGACUGAACAAGCAUCUUUGCAGUCAGAAAGCACACAUUUUGAAAGUGAGAAUCAGAAACUUCAACAGAAACUUAAAGUAAUGACUGAAUUGUGUCAAGAAAAUGAAACGAAACUCUACAGGAAAUUAAUAGUAGAGGAAAAAUGCCGGUUAGAGAAAGAAGAGAAACUUUCUAAAGCAGAUGAAAUAAUCAGCCAUGCCACUGAAGAGCUGAAGACCUACAGAAAGCGAGCCAAAGAUCUUGAAGAAUUUGAGAGAACUAUUCAUUUUUAUCGAAGGAAGAGUAUUCUCCAUAAGAAAAAAGCACAUAAUAAUUGGUUGGCAGCUUGGACUGCUGAAAGAAACCUCAAUGAUUUGAGGAAAGAAAAUGCUCACAACAGACAAAAAUUAACUGAUAUAGAGUUUAAAAUAAAACUUUUAGAAAAAGAUCGUCAUGCACUUGAUGUUCCAAAUACAGCAUUUGGCAGAGAGCAUUCCCCAUAUGCUCCCUCACCAUUGGGUCGGCCUUCAUCUGAAAUGGGUCAGCCUUCAUCUGAAAUGAGAGCUUUUCUCUAUCCUCCGACUUUGUUGGAGGGUCCACUGAGACGCUCACCUUUGCUUCCAGGGGGAGGAGGAAGAGGCCCAGGAGGCCCAGGGAAUCCUCUGGACUGUCAGAUGACCAAUGAAAGAGGAGAAGCAAGCUGUGAUAGGUUAACCAGUCCUCACAGGGCUCCUUCUGGCACUGGGCUCCUGUCGCCUCUGUGGGAACAGGACCAUAGGAUGGUGUUUCCUCCACCGGGACAGUCAUAUCCUGAUUCAGCUUUUCCUCCACAAAGGCAAGACAGAUUUCAUUCUAAUUCUGCUAGACGCUCUGGACCAGCAGAACUCAGAAGUUUUAACACACCUUCUUUGGGUAAAUUGGAUGGGUCAGUGCCUUCAGAAAUGGAAUCCGGUAGAAAUGAUACCAAAGAUAAUCUUGGUUAUUUAAAGGUGCCUGAUUCAUCUCUCCCCACUGAAAAUGAAGCAACUGGGCCUGGCUUUAUUCCUCCACCCCUUGCUCCAAUCAGAGGUCCAUCAUUUCCAGUAGAUACAAGGGGCCCGUUCAUGAGAAGAGGACCUCCUUUCCCUCCACCUCCAGGAACCAUGUUUGGAGCUUCUCGAGAUUAUUGUCCACCAAGUGUUGUCCCCGGUCCACCACGUGCUCCAUUUGCAAUGACAAAUGUCUAUCCGCCCAGGGGUUUUCCUCCUUACCGUCCCCCAAGACCUGGAUUUCCACCCCCCACCACCACAUUCUGAAGGUAGAAAGAGUUUCCAUCAGGGUUGAAUCCGACUUCAAAUGAGCCUGCUACUGAACAUCCAGAAACACAGCAAGAAACCUGACAACAUGUUUGCCCUCUCCAAAAGUAAUUUUGACUGAUCUCAUUUUCAGUUUAAGUAACUGCUGUUACUUAAGUGAUUACACUUCUGUUCAGAUUGAAACUUAAUGGAAUUAUAAUUUUCAGGAUAGUAUUUUGUAAAUGAGGAUAAUUUAAAUAUGAAUCUUAGGAGUAAUUUAUUUUCAUUUUAUUUUAUUUUAGAUAGUAUAACUUUUAAUUUGAUUAAUCCACUAUUAUAUAAACAAUGGUGGGAGUUUUAUAUAUGUAAUCUUGCAGGUGGGGAGGUUUUAAAUUGUCUUCAUGCCAAGAACUGUAUUUACUGUGGUUGUAGACAAAUGUGAAAGUAACUUUAUGCUUAAAUUUUAAUUGAUUAAAAAAAAAACUAUAUAAAUAUGUAUAGGUGGGAAUGUAGAAUACUAUGUAACUGUUAGAAUAUUUAACUUUAAACCAAGAUCUAUCUUGGAACUCCUGUCUUAUAGAUUUUAUAUCCUCUUUCAGUACUUUGAUAGUGUAAAACAUUUAGAGUAGAAAGUAUUCCUGUUUCCUCUGUUUUCCUCAAAAACGGUUUCUUCGCCCUCCCUUUCCUUCCUUUUGCCUUCCCUAUGCUAAUUUCUUCCUUUGUUUUUCAUCCUAUCAUUACAUAAUUUUGUUGUUAUUUCUUUUGUUUUAUUUUUAUUUGGUGGGAACAACUCUAUCCAGACCUUUUACUUUCCCCAGAAUUAUAUAGAUAGAUUUUUCCUGAUUUCUUUCCCAACCUUUACCUCUGUUGGUGCUCUAAUAGUUUUUGGACCAACAGAACUUAGAUGUUUUAAUACACCUUCUUUGGGUAAAUUGGAUGGGUCAGUGCCUUCAGAAAUGGAAUCCGGUAGAAAUGAUAGCAAAGAUAAUCUUGGUAAUUUAAAAGUGCCUAAUUCAUCUCUCCCCACUGAAAAUGAAGCAACUGGGCCUGGCUUUAUUCCUCCACCUCUUGCUCCAAUCAGAGGUCCAUCGUUUCCAGUAGAUACAAGAGGCCCGUUCAUGAGAAGAGGACCUCCUUUCCCUCCACCUCCUCAGGAACCAUGUUUGGAGCUUCUUGAGAUUAUUGCCCACCAAGUGUUGUCCCCAGUCCACCACAUGCUCCAUUUGCAAUGACAAAUGUCUAUCCGCCCAGGGGUUUUCCUCCUUACCGUCCCCCAAGACCUGAAUUUCCUCCCCACCACCACCACAUUCUGAAGGCAGAAUGAGUUUCCAUCAGGGUUGAGUCCGACUUCAAAUGAGCCUGCUACUGAACAUCCAGAAACACAGCAAGAAACCUGACAACAUGUUUGCCCUCUUCAAAAGUAAUUUUGACUGAUCUCAUUUUCAGUUUAAGUAACUGCUGUUACUUAAGUGAUUACACUUCUGUUCAGAUUGAAACUUAAUGGAAUUAUAAUUCUCAGGAUAGUAUUUUAUAAAUGAGGAUGAUUUAAAUAUGAAUCUUAUGAGUAAAUUAUUUUCAUUCUAUUUUAUUCUAGAUAGUAUAACUUUUAAUUUGAUUAAUCCACUAUUAUAUAAACAAUGGUGGGAGUUUUAUAUAUGUAAUCUUGCAGGUGGGGAGGUUUUAAAUUGUCUUUAUGCCAAGAACUGUAUUUACUGUGGUUGUAGACAAAUGUGAAAGUAACUUUAUGUUUAAAUUUUAAUUGAUUAAAAAAAAACUAUAUAAAUAUGUAUAGGUGGGAAUGUAGAAUACUAUGUAACUGUUAGAAUAUUUAACUUUAAACCAAGAUCUAUCUUGGAACUCCUGUCUUAUAGAUUUUAUAUCCUCUUUCAGUACUUUGAUAGUGUAAAACAUUUAGAGUAGAAAGUAUUCCUGUUUCCUCUGUUUUCCUCAAAAACAGUUUCUUCGCCCUCCCUUUCCUUCCCUUUGUCUUCCCUAUGCUAAUUUCUUCCUUAGUUUGUCAUCAUAUCAUUACAUAAUUUUGUUGUUAUUUCUUUUAUUUUAUUUUUAUUUGGUGGGAACAACUCUAUCCAGACCUUUUACUUUCCCCAGAAUUAUAUAGAUAGAUUUUUCCUGAUUUCUUUCCCAACCUUUACCUCUGUUGGUGCUCUAAUAGUUUUAGUUUUAUGUUCUGCUUUUCUCUUGCUGUGGCAAGGGGAAGGAGUAAACCUAAGAUUGUGUUUAAUUGCAGUUGGUGAAUUUGAUCUCUGAUUUAGCUCUCUUCUCUGGAAUUCUGUUAAAGGGUGAAAUGUGUCUUGUCCCCUGAGAGAUGCCCUCAAAUUUUGGAUUAGUCCUUCAUGCAAGCUGGGCCACCAAGCCAUUGCUUCUUUUGGGGACAAUCUGUCCUCCCUUUUAAAAACUAUCCUGGCUCACAUGCCUCCCACAGCAGUUAAUGCCACUCCAGCUUGAAUGUAA
Molecule: messenger RNA, 4937 nt
Organism: Macaca mulatta (Rhesus monkey)
Lineage: Eukaryota; Metazoa; Chordata; Mammalia; Primates; Cercopithecidae
Source: RefSeq, a predicted model, not a curated record